AUGUUCAUUAACCGAGCCGACCAGCUUACAACACAUCCAACAGUGACGGACGAGUUUCUCACUUUCAUGCGGAACUAUGAUGGAGAUAUUGUGGUCAUUCUGAUCGGACCGCACAAAGGGUUCAGUGACACCGGAGCGUCUCGCCUCUUCACCAUGAAAUUGGCUCUCGAGGACCAUUCUGAUGAAGAAAUCCACCGCCUGUUGGUUCGUAUAUUGAAAAAGGCUAAAUUGCACGUUGAAGGGGGUUGGGGUGGACCGUAUCUGAAGAUCCUGACUCGUCGAAUUUGUCGUACACGAUCAGAAAACGGCUUUGAUAAUAUUCUUGCUUUGCGCACUGUUUUGGAACUGGUGAUGAAUCGUCAAGGUUUGCGACUCCGCCAGUCAUUAGGAGACACGGCAGCCAGGCGCGCGAAAGAACCCAACUAUAACUAUCUGACAAAACUCGAUCUUCUCGGACCAGAGCCAGUGAACAAACUCAGAGACAGCGAGGCCUGGAAGCAACUGCAAGACAUGAUCGGGUUCCAGGAGGUCAAAGAGAUGGUCGAUGAACUGGUGCAUCAAGCAAACACCAAUCAUCACCGUGAGCUUCAAGGCCUACCUCCACUUGAUAUACGCUUGAACAAGGUGUUCUUAGGCCCUCCAGGUACUGGAAAAACCACAGUCGCCAAGCUAUAUGGGCAGAUUAUUACCGAAAUCGGUCUCGUCUCUGGUGAUGAGGUUGUGGUGAAAGACCCAUCUGAUUUCAUUGGGCAAUAUAUCGGCGACUCGGAAGCAAACACCAAGGAAAUACUCCGUGCUACUGAGGGCAAGGUUCUCAUCAUUGAUGAUGCGCAUAUGCUGUAUCAGGGAACUGGGCAUGGGGCUAAUUGCUCAGAUUCGUUCCGGCUCGCUGUUGUGGAUACGCUAGUUACAAAUACUUCGAAUGAACCCGGCGAUGACCGUUGUAUUAUCCUCAUUGGUUAUCCGGACCCGAUGAAGGAGUUCUUCAACAACAGUAACCCGGGGUUACGACGUCGAUUUCCAUUAGAAGAGGCUUUUCACUUUGAAGACUACUCAGUCGAUCAGCUUGCCAUGAUUCUUGACCUGAAAAUGUCGCAUGAUGAAAUAGAGGCUACCGACCAGGCCAGAAAAGUUGCCCUAGAAGUUCUUGCGAGGGCUCGAGACCGGCCCAACUUCGGAAAUGGAGGUGAUGUCGAGAAUUUGCUUGGCAAAGCAAAAGCGGCCUUUUACAAGAGAGUGAAGGGUGUUAGGAACCGAAAGGAAAAGAAGAUCGAGGCCUCCGAUUUUGACCCAGAGCAUGAUAGGGCCUUCAAUGGUAGCAAGGCAUGUGAUUCACUCCUCUCAUCAAUGAUCGGCAUGGACAGUAUCAUCUCCCUUUUCAGAAGUUAUCAAAAGGUAUCGUCCGGAAUGCGAUCGCAGGGGAUUGAUCCGCGUCCAUAUAUCCCAUUCGCGUUUGUCUUCAAGGGCCCACCAGGGACUGGAAAAACUACUACAGCUCGCAUUCUUGGUGAUAUAUUCUACGAAAUGGGAUUCCUCUCCACCUCCGAAGUCAUUGAUUGCUCUGCGACAGAUUUGAUAGGCGAGUAUGUAGGGCAAACAGGACCCAAGGUGAUCAAUCUUCUGGAGCGGGCUUUGGGAAAGGUACUAUUUAUCGACGAAGCUUAUCGGCUAGCGGGAAAGUCCACUGGCAACUGCUCGAGCUUUGCUAACGAAGCUGUUGGAGAGUUGGUCGACUGUAUGACAAAGCCACGCUACUCUCGCAAGCUCGUGAUUGUUCUAGCUGGCUACUCGGAUGAUAUGGAUAGGCUACUUCAUAUGAAUACGGGUUUACGGUCUCGGUUCCCCACCGAUAUUGUCUUUCCAUCGAUGAGCCCAGCUCACUGCCUUGAAUAUCUUGAAGUGCAGCUAGGGAAGCUCCAGAUAAGAGUGGAUCGAAGCCCUACCAUGAGUGAAUGGGAAGAUUCAACUGUUCGGAACCUGUUUGCCCAGUUGCAAAAGACAAGGUCUUGGGCAAAUGCCCGGGAUGUUGAAACACUGGCACGCAAUAUCGUUUUCGAGGUGUACAAGAGUCAACGGGGCACCAGUGACUCCGACCUCAGCGUUUCUAUGAACGAUAUAAUGAACUGUCUAGAUGACAUGCUAGACCAGCGCGGCCAGUCUUCUGAAUGA
Molecule: messenger RNA, 2169 nt
Organism: Aspergillus costaricaensis CBS 115574
Lineage: Eukaryota; Fungi; Ascomycota; Eurotiomycetes; Eurotiales; Aspergillaceae
Product: P-loop containing nucleoside triphosphate hydrolase protein
Exons: 1
Coding region: 1-2169 (722 amino acids)
Molecular function (GO): ATP hydrolysis activity; ATP binding
Source: RefSeq, a predicted model, not a curated record